This is a messenger RNA of Xenopus tropicalis (tropical clawed frog), 1777 nucleotides long. RefSeq names its product dynein regulatory complex subunit 12 homolog (gene drc12). The coding region runs from base 192 to 791 and encodes 199 amino acids. The transcript has 7 exons. The record is from RefSeq and is a predicted model, not a curated record. Lineage: Eukaryota; Metazoa; Chordata; Amphibia; Anura; Pipidae.
AGAUUUACCGGUACCUUGUUGUUAUACAUCUUUUGUUACCAUUACAGAAACCUAGCAACCUUUUGUAUACAAUUCUCUCUGAAUCGGCUGGGCAAGGUUUGUGGGCAGGAUCUUAAAGUGUCUUCCUGCUGGGUAAGCAUUUCUCAGUGAAUAUCACUUUGUUGUUCUGCUGAACAGGAUUCAUUGCAGAUAUGCCACCAAAGCAGAAGGGAAAAUCUCAAAAGAAAAAGGGGAAGAAAACAAAGAAUGGAACAAGCUCAGUAGACGACCAGUACCGCAAGGCAACGUUGGAAGUUGAAGUUUUACAGAAUCACUUGGCGCUGCGCAGGCAAGUAACACGGCGAACUCAGGAACACAAAGAGGAGCUGCAUGCAAAACUGCAAGAGCUGCAGGGAGACCUGGAAGAGGAGAAAAGUGAAAAACAAGCUAUAUACAGUGAAAUGACACGUCAGCAGCAGGCUUUGGAACAGCAGAGCUCAGCAUCUAUCCAGGCCCUGAAACAGGAGGUUGCGGAACUGAGGUUACAACUUGGUGAGUCUCAGCAAGAGCUAAAGGAAGUCCGUGAAGAAUUGGAGCACACAAAAUCCGAGAAAGAGGAUCAAAUUAUACACCUGCGUAGAGAGGUGGAAAACAUGGAGUCAGAAUAUGAGAAUUUGUUGCAUUCCUGCCUGGAUCAUCUUCUAUCAAAGCUCAAUGUGGCAGAACUCCAGUGGAAAGAUCAGGCCUUGUCUAUCCAUCAACAACACAAACAGAUGUUACAGGACUAUGGAUUGAACCCUCUGGACUUCUGACUAGUGAUCUAUAACACAAUAGAUAUUGUGCAGUCGCGCAUAUGUAGAUGUGCAGUUUACAGAAUGGUGCAAUUGGUUCAGAAUACACUAUAGUUAGGGGUAGUUACCCAUGGAGCAAUGAGGUUGGCCAAAGUAGUCUUUGUCUUUGGUAGUGGUUUGUUCUUACCUGCAAAUGUCCAUAAAAUGGAGUCUACUUUGUGAGAGCAUGGGUGGGUCCCCCAUAGCUGAACUACAAGUGAAGAGAUCCUUCAACUACAACAAAUCUACCAGUAUGACUGUAAGAAACAUCAGCAUAAUGGCCUGAUCAAAUUGCUUCUGUUGUAGAAACAAAUUAGGUCAUUCUAAAGCUAAUGAUUUAUUAAAUGCUGUAUUUUGUAGUGUACCUUUCAAGUGACCGCUUGUACCAAAAAAGCCUAAAAAAAAAUCUUUAAAAAGACAGAAACUUUAUCUAUUUGUAAUAUUAGUUUGUGCUGAAAUGUCAUCUUUUAUAGGUUCCAUAUUUGGUGAAUAUAGAUCUGAAGUUCUUAUGGCUUUGGACUGGGUGCCUUAACUUCUAUAGAAAUAUUGUGUUAUUCCAAGGUCAGGUUAUGUUUAGUGAUCAGUGAAAUUUUUCCGCAUUUCAGCACCGGCAAAUUUUUCCACAAAGCGGCCAUAAAAAUUCGCUUCGGCGAAAGUCCUCCAAGUGAGGAAAAAGUUGCGCUAAAAAAAAAGCAUGUUUUAAAAAGUUUUGGUUGCAUCAAGAAAAAUUUGCAUGCAUCAAGUUGUGCGGUAGCCAUAUAUUGCAAAUUUUUUCAGCAGUUUCACAAAUUUUUCAGCUAAGUCAAACAGGACAGAUGUUUACGAUUUUCUUUUUACCAGUGAUAUUUAAAGUAAAGGGUUUGGAAUCCACUUGAAUAUCUAAUUGUGGCAGAUCUCCUUUAGAAAUGCAAUGGUUCCAUAUUUUUGGAUUUCCAAUUACUGUAUAUCACCAAAUACACUCACUAAAA